Molecule: messenger RNA, 4655 nt
Organism: Cercocebus atys (sooty mangabey)
Lineage: Eukaryota; Metazoa; Chordata; Mammalia; Primates; Cercopithecidae
Gene: PNMA8B
Product: paraneoplastic Ma antigen family-like 2
Exons: 1
Coding region: 1026-2930 (634 amino acids)
Source: RefSeq, a predicted model, not a curated record
UGCAAAACCACAGGAUUUAUUGUGCAUGCAUAGUUCAGAAUACAGGAACGUGUGUAGGAGUGAGGGCGGGUGCCAUUGAGUGGGGCCUGUACCCUGCAAGUGAGGCCCAUAUACCCUGAAUGGUGUCUUGCUCACAGAUGGCGCCUGGGUCCCCCAUUUGAUACUGAGACCCGUAUACUGUGAAUGAGGCCAGUAUCCCGAGUAAGUCGUGGUCCCACGCUACAAGGCCAGUGCCCCUUGAUUUAGGCCUAUAUAAUCCUGAAUUCCACCUGGCCACUGGAAGGGGGAAUUGUAACCCCCAGUGAAACCUGUACCCCCUGGAAGGAGGCUUCAUAUCCCCUGAAUGAGGUCGGGUCUCCUCGAAUGAUUUCUGGCCCUCUGUGGUUUCGGCGUUUUUUGCUGGUUAAUGAAAGUGGUGCUUCCAGGCCCCAAGUCCUUCUUAUCGGGACCUUUAAGAGAAGCGUCUCAGGCCACAGCGACGCAGACCCCAGCUCAAGGCUGCACCGUUGCCAUGGAGACGGUUGGGCGGGGGACAGGGGAGGGCGUGCGGCUCCGUCUGCGCAGGCGCAGGCCGGAGCAGCCGCGUCGCAGCGGAACUGCUGAGAUUCAGGCCCAGGGUGCGCGCUCAGACGCCGCGCGAGCGCCAGGCAAGCGGCGGCUCCCACCUCCCACGCCCCUCCAGGUGCACUCGGCGCCGCCCCCCUGCACCUGGUCGCGGUGCCGAGUCACUCAGGCCUCUGUCAGAGAGGGAGGGAGCUGCCCUGGAAAGCAGACACGUAAGCCCCCUGCGGAUCCUCAGACAGCUCUGGAGAGGGGUCCCGGGGGAGGGUCACUGCGUCCAGCCGGCCAGCAGGUAGCUAGAACCCCCGAGGCCCGAGCCCCACUCCAGCCUUGCCACAUUCACCGGAACCGGGACUCUAAGCCCUGCGGGUGGCUUGCCAGGGUUGCAUUGACACCGUGCGCUGCAGCCCACCCCUAUCUCGGGCUCCCUGCUGCUCCAAGAUCAGCGCCGAGGGGGCGGCACCAUGGCCAUGAGCAUUUUGCAGGACUGGUGCCGGAGUCUGGACGUGGACGCGCAUAGGGCCCUGCUGGUCACCGGCAUCCCGGAGGGCCUGGAGCAGGCAGACGUUGAAGCCGUCCUGCAGCCAACCCUCCUGCCCCUGGGCACGUUCAGGUUGCGACACAUGAAGGGCUUGAUGAACGAGAAGGCCCAGGCCGCCCUGGUGGAGUUUGUGGAGGACGUCAAUCACGCUGCCAUUCCCAGGGAGAUCCCAGGCAAGGACGGGGUCUGGAGGGUUCUGUGGAAGGACCGUGCGCAGGACACGAGGGUCCUGAGGCAGAUGAGACGCCUGCUGCUGGAUGACGGACCCACGCAGGCCGCGGAGGCUGGGGCCCCCGGGGAGGGGCCCACCCCUCCAGCUUCGGAGACCCAGGCCCAGGAUUCUGGGGAGGUGACAGGGCAGGCUGGCUCGCCUCUUGGGGCAGCCAGGAACGCAAGGAGGGGCCGUCGGGGUCGUAGAAACAGAACCAGACGCAACAGGUUGACCCAGAAGGGCAAGAAGAGAAGCCGAGGAGGGCGGCCGUCUGCUUCCGCGAGGAGUGAGGCUGAGGACUCUUCCGAUGAGAGCCUGGGCAUCGUGAUCGAGGAGAUCGACCAGGGGGACCUGAGCGGAGACGAGGACCAGAGUGCGCUGUACGCCACGCUCCAGGCGGCUGCCAGGGAGCUGGUUAGGCAGUGGGCGCCCUGCAGCUCGGAGGGGGAAGAUGGUCCCCGCGAGUUCUUGGCUCUGGUCACUGUCACCGACAAAGCGAAGAAAGAAGAGGCAGAGAAGGAGCCAGCUGGGGCCGAAUCCAUCCGCUUGAACACCAAAGAAGACAAAAAUGGCGUCCCCGACUUAGUGGCCCUGCUGGCUGUGAGAGACACCCCGGACGAGGAGCCGGUGGACAGCGACGCUUCGGAGAGCGACUCGCAGGAAAGUGAGGACCAAGAAACAGAGGGGUUGGAUAAUCCUGAGUUCGUGGCCAUUGUGGCCUAUACCGACCCGUCGGAUCCCUGGGCCCGGGAGGAGAUGUUGAAAAUCGCUUCUGUUAUCGAGUCUCUAGGCUGGAGCGACGAGAAAGACAAGCGAGACGCCCUCCAACAGGUCUUGUCCGUUAUGUCCAAGGACACUAACGGGACCCGCGUGAAGGUGGAGGAGGCGGGCCGCGAGGUGGACGCCGUGGUCCUGCGCAAGGCCGGGGACGACGGGGACCUCCGGGAGUGCAUUUCCACCUUGGCGCAGCCAGAUCUCCCUCCCCAGGCGAAGAAGGCUGGGUGUGGCCUCUUCGGGGGCUGGAGCGAGCACGGUGAGGACGAGGGGGGCCUUCUGGAGCUGGUGGCGCUCCUGGCUGCCCAGGACAUGGCGGAGGUGAUGAAGGAGGAAAAAGAAAACGCCUGGGAAGGCGGGAAGUACAAAUACCCCAAAGGCAAACUGGGGGAGGUAUUGGCGCUCCUGGCCGCCCGGGAGAACAUGGGGUCCAACGAGGGGUCAGAGGAGGCUUCGGACGAACAGUCCGAGGAGGAGUUGGAGGACACCGAGAGCGAGGCGUCGGAGCCCGAGGACAGGGCGUCCAGGAAGCCCCGGGCCAAGAGGGCGCGCACCGCCCCCAGGGGCCUGACUCCGGCCGGCGCGCCCCCCACCGCGUCCGGGGCCCGCAAAACCCGCGGGGGCGGCCGAGGCCGAGGCCGGGGCGUCACUCCCGAGAAGAAAGCCGGGAGCCGGGGCUCGGCCCAGGACGACGCCGCGGGAAGCCGGAAGAAGAAGGGGAGCGCGGGCGCCGGGGCCAAUGCCAGGGCAGGCGAGGCCAAGGGCCAGGCGCCCACUGGAUCCAAGGCCGCACGCGGGAAGAAGGCCCGUCGGGGCCGGAGGCUGCCCCCCAAAUGCCGCUAGUGGCCCCCCAGGAAGCCGCCCAGGCUGCGAGCAGGGCCCGCAGGGCGCCUGCCCGAGUGUGGCCCCCGCCCUCCCCUUCCCUUUUCCUGCCCUCCGCAGACGCGAUCUCCUCGCUUCACCGCACGCCCGGGCCGCGUUUUGCCGGCGUCACGUUUCCCUCUUGGGCCCUAGUGGGCUCGGAGCGCCAGCGAUCCCGACGGAGGAAGCACGGAUGGGAGGAGGAAGGAGAAGUGGGCGCCUGAGGCAGCAGCCCAGGGCCGAGAUGGGGACGCGCUGAGUGGACCAGGGUUGGGGGGCCCGAGUCGCCCCCGCAGGGUGUGUGUGUGGACGCCAGGCACCUGCAGAGGCGAGCAGGGCUCUUCGUGGCGCUCUCGCUCUCGGGGCCUGCGCCUGGCAGGGACUGUCGGCCGCUGUCGCCCCUACCCCAGUCUGACUCUGCCCUGGGUCUGUGGUGGAGGCUCGGUCACCAGCUGCGCAGCGCGUGUCAGGGCGCAACUCUCAGCGAGGGGAGGCCCCAGCUCCCAGCCAGGGAAAGAGAUGAUUCCAGAAAGGACAGGCUGAGAGAGAGAAGGCGGUUGGGAAGGGGAGGAGGAGGAAAGGGGAGAGGAACGGUAGGGGAAGGGAAGGAGGAGGAGGAGUGGGAGGAGGAAGAGCAGAGGGAAGACGCAUGCCAGCCCUACCCACCGGGAAGCCCCUGAUACACAGGAACCAGCUCCAGGCCAAGGCCACCUGCCCCGACCACAAGUUGAAUUUGUCACUCAAACUGCAGUGUUUCCCAACAUUCUAAUUAUUUGUGGAGGUGUUCCAUUUGGGGUAAUUCACAUAAAAUCCAGAGUUUUGGCUCUUCUGGGCUGCGUGGGCCCUUGCCCCCUCCCAUAGGUUGUGGCUCCCCUGUUCCUCUCUAUCCUCUGGAGCUGGCCCAUCGCUCAGCACUGGCCUUGCAGCACUUACUAAAGGCCUUGAAAAUGCCUGGGUUCACCCCCUGAGUGAAUUAAAGCCAGAGGGGCCUCUGAAGGGCACUGUGAGAGACAGAGGCUCGCCUGGGCAGUGCAGAAGCCGGCCACGUGUCCCUCCUUACAGGGGAUGAAAUGACCUGGGGAGGAAACCCCAGCCCUUCCCUGGAGCUUCCAGAGUAGGCGGCCAGUGCUGUGAGGCUUCACCACCUGCUGUCCCAAGCAAGCUUGAGUUGUGUGUGAGUCCGCGCCGUGCUGUCCUGUACCGUAUGCUUCAGCUCCCCCAACCCCUGCUGAGCUUGAUUUUUCCCUAAAUACCAGUCUCCACGGGACCCCACAUUCGUUCAUGCCUUCUUGUCCCUAGGGUAAUGUGUGUGUUUCCUCGUCCCAAUUUCUAUCCCUUGGCAGUGAGGAGCCCAUCGUGCCAGGGGGCCCUGCCCUGCUUGUCCCUGGGAAGGAAUGGGGGGCCUGGGUGUGACCUCAGAGCCCGGACCAGACUGUCCCAGUCCCAUGUCAGGGACACCCAGAUGCAGAUGCUGUCUGAGACCUGCUGCAGGGCGUGGGUGCUCCUCCCUGCUUGGAGGCUGUUCCUGGAUGGCGACCCACCCACUGAGGACCAGGCCAGGUGCGCCUAGAGCUGGGCACAGCAGCCUGUGGUGUUGCCUGUGGGUGGAGAGGGCCCCAGGUGUGCUUCUCCCGUAGCGGUCCUAAACUUCUGUCCCUGUGCACUGUGUCACCUGGAUCAUCCAGUAAAGUGAAAUUCAGCACUGUG